This is a messenger RNA of Pyricularia grisea, 3644 nucleotides long. RefSeq lists its product as uncharacterized. The record is from RefSeq and is a predicted model, not a curated record. The transcript is spliced from 2 exons. Bases 1099 to 3399 code for a protein of 766 amino acids. NCBI's taxonomy places the organism in Eukaryota, Fungi, Ascomycota, Sordariomycetes, Magnaporthales, Pyriculariaceae.
GUUCUAUUUCUCUUCCCCCCUCCCCCCUGUCAUGAAAUUUUCACUGGGACUAUAAACCCGUUUGUCUCUCAUCCCUCCGUCACAUCAGUUUCCCGUCACGUUUUUGGCGAGAUUUCGCCUCUCGAGGACGCCAAACUCGAAUCCCCACCUUGCAUUGACCUUGUUUUAAUUUUUCUUUCUGCCUUUUCCCUAUUUGAUUUUAGAGCCCCAAUACAACUCUGCAAACCAACCAACAAACUGUUCUCUUUUUUUUCUUUUCUACUUAAUCUGCAUAGUUCCUGUCCCGUCAUUUUCCACCAUUUUUCUAUCUCCACUCCCCUACCUAGUCGGUUUGAGUUGGUUGUGUUCUGCAUUCUUUCUUUAUUUUUUAUUUUUUUUCUGUUUUUUUGUUUUUCAUUUUCUAUUACGCCCAGCUCGCGUUUUCUCGGCACGGUUGUUGGUUCCAUCAGUUCUCCCCCCAACACCAGACAUUAAACGCUUUCCUGCCCGGAUUCGGCCUGAAAGUAACCCACUAGUCCCAUACUUGCUCAACUUGUGCAACCUCAGCUCUAGCACGUCAAGCCUAAUCAAAUUUGCCCCGACAGUCCGGGGAUAGUCGACCCAGGUCGUUUAGCGCCCUACUAUCGCAAAACUUUAUAUUCUCCCUUCCAGGACCUAAUCAUCAGUCAACCCAUCAAAUUAAUCUCCAUUCACACCAAGAAACGGUGUCGACAAAAAAAAAUUUCUUUCCCUUUUUGUCAUACUUUAUUCUUUCUCUCCAGCAGCAGCAGGGCAAGAUCAGAUCAGAAGGAAAGGAAAAGAAAAGAAAGAAAAACCAAAAACGCGUAGCUUUGUCACGCCAAACCAUUCUUUUGCUUUUCAUCCUUUCAGAUUCGACAACUCAACACAAGAAAAUUUCAAUAGUCUGAUGCCGCAUUUCUCACGGCCCUCUUUUGUGAGAUUGCGUUCUGCUUGCUGAUAGGCACCCUAUCUCCACCAAGACGACGGGCCGGUUCAGGUCACGUUGCAUGUACAACAAACACAGCAACGACCAAGUAAUCACCCGUAGCAAACAAACUGGUAUCUCGACAGUCGUGACGUGCCUGUCCAUUCAUCACAAUGGACGUCGACACGUCUCAUGACAACUCUCCUGCCACCAUGCAGGCGCGCGCUCUCGCACAUAUCCGGGAGGCGCGAUUAAAACAGGAUCAGGAAUUGAAGGAAGAGCUCGAGAGCAAAAGGGCCCCACUCAUCAGAAAAGUGCUCGACAUUUACCAAGAGCGCAACCGUUACGAGGAGAGGGUACGCGCUCUCAUGAAAGAGGCAGAUCUCACUCACCACGAUGUUGAGAGGAUAGAGCGUAAUCACGAAGAGAAACUGAAUAGGAUUGCAAAGGAGCGGAGGGAGGAAAACGAGUCUAGAAGGAACUUCUUCCGUACUCAACUCGGCGAUGCUGCAGAUAUCUGGAUCUCGGAUGAGGUCAUGAGAACCUGCAAUCCCGCGACGAGUCGGCCAGCCAACGGCACCAAGGCGCACUUUGGGAAUGCUAUGGACGUUGACCAACCCCAAUCUCCAGUGCACAAGGUGGCCAUGAGGACUAAGUUGCCCUCAUCAUCCAACAAAGGCAGUGCAAAUGGGACACAUGCCUCGGCCGAUGCAAAAUCAGGCAGGCUGCCUGUUCUUGCCCCGGCCCCCAUACCUACCAUCGAAGAACCGCUAGAGGAACGCGUCGGCCGCUCAACGGAGCCGGCGGUGAACAGCAGAGGUGGUUUUACUCCAGUCAACGUUCGUUCCGUUGCCAACACCCCCAGCCGAGACGUAUCUACUACUCGAUCCGAAACCGCCACAACCGGCGCCAAACCUCCACGCCGCUCGCUGCCAGAGGGACGACUGUCAAGCGCCAAGGCCGUGUCCCCAUUCAGCCGGCGGGUGGCAAAGUCUCCCGUCCCUAGUGAUGUCGGGACACCCCGUGGUGUUGAGUCGGAUGACGGAGUCGAUGUCGACAUGGAUUUACCCGAGAUCACCAGGGCGACUCUCUCGCUCGAGCACGACGGCAAUGUCUACACCGCUCCUGAGCUGAUGGUGGGUGUGCCGCUACGUCGGAUUGACGAAACAGACGAGUACUGGGAGCCAUCUUGGAAGCCGAUGAAGGAGAAAUUCGCGGAGCAAUUUCACAACUUUGAGAUCAAACACGCUGCGCUCAAGGCUGGUGACUUCAGCAGCCUGGGUGACGAGGAUGACAUCAAGCCGUCGACCAGGAAGAACACCCAGAUGCAGAUCGGGCGGCAGGUAAACCGUGGUCGGCAGUUGAUGGAGUUCUUCAAGGAUGACACGCACAUCAAUCCAUACCAACUCGUAUCCAAGCGUUUUAUCACCGCAGGCUUCUGCAACUACGAUACCAUCUUCCGUCUCGUCUCGACACUAGAUGAACUUAAAAAAUUCCCCUUAGACGUGACACCCCUCGAGUGGAUCCGACAACGUCUAUGGGAGAUUUACAGCGAAGACAAACUCGGUUUCCAACUAAACAAGAUUGUGCACAACUUCUACCGAGACGCGAAGCUGUCCGCCUUGCGAUCCAAGGCCGGCUUCGGCAACAUUGGCAGGCCGUUUGGUGGCGGCAGGCCCAGGAAGUCACUUAACAGCGGCGGCGACGGAAGCGAGCGAGACACGCCUGCGAAGCGAGGCCGCACUAAGCGCAAGGAGCCUCAUGGCGCUGCCGCUCAGAACAGGCACUCUCCUGGAGACCUUCAAGUCGAUAGCCGGCGGGCGAGCGAAUCUGGCGAUAGCGCCGCGCACGAUGUACAGUCUCAUCAGGGGCAGAAUGGACACGACUCGACAACGCAGCCGCAGACCAAGACUGAACUCAGUUCCCCACCUAGCACUAAGCGUCUUCGUCUAGAAGAGCCCGAUGAUGAACCAAGCAAGUCAGAUUUGGAAUACGAUGGAUACACCACGACCGAGGAUCUAAUCGACGACAAACUUCUUCCAACAGAUUGGGAGGUUGAAGAGGUCAAGUCAGCCGAACGUACCACCACUACCGAUGCUAGCACCUAUUGGCAUUGGGUGGAAGCCGAUGACGAUACGGACAAGCCGUACAUGGAGCACCAGGUUCUCGCGGGAACCAAUCCCACUGUCUGGAGCUGCUACAAAGGGUUCGAUUUUAACUUGCGUCCAGAGGAGCUCAAGGAGGUUCUGUUUGCACCUGGCUCCAACUAUGUCGUUAUCAACAAGCGCGACGAGGUCAAGGGCGGGGACGGUGAUCUGGUUGCGCAAUUCCCUCGCCAGAGGACGAGGAAACGAUUCAUCAAAUUCCUCAAGGAUCGCGGAGUCAAGAUUGUCAAAACUGACAGCGAAACCGUAAAUUCCAUGUGGAAGUCUAUCAAGCCGAGACUAGGCCCCGAGGGUCCUCUCGACAAUUAAAAAAAAAAAAAACUAUAUAUUGUGACUGCGACAUCGGUGCAUUUGGGGGCAAGCGUGCUUUUGAACAAAUAGGGUAUGGGUGGCGCAAGAGAUUCUCGGGAUUUUGUAAUCUUGCUUGCUUUGCACCAUGCACCACUUUUAAUUUUUUUUUUUUUUUUUUUUUUUUUUUUUUUUUUUUUUUUUUUUUUUUUUUUUUUCUUCUUUCUCCUGCACCAAAGCUCGGAGGGAACAUAGAGACGUGUUGG